Messenger RNA from Glossina fuscipes, 4297 nucleotides. RefSeq names its product prominin-like protein. Gene Ontology annotation, cellular component: membrane. Bases 413 to 3274 code for a protein of 953 amino acids. NCBI's taxonomy places the organism in Eukaryota, Metazoa, Arthropoda, Insecta, Diptera, Glossinidae. The transcript has 16 exons. The record is from RefSeq and is a predicted model, not a curated record.
AAGAGAAAUUUUUUUUUAUAAGAAAGAAAAAUUGCAAGUAAAUCAGAAACAAAAAUCAACGUAAAGAAAUCAAGCUGCUGUAUAAAACCAAUAUCCAUAUGAUGUACUGACUAUUUAUAUUAUUAUAACAAUGCCUUUGUGUGUAAAUUAAUCGAUUGAUGAAGUGAAAGGAAGUUGAUAAAAAAGAAUAAUCCCGCUUUUAUUUGGGAUAGCUAUGUUCAAAUCGCAAUUGCAGCUUGUGUUGGACUAGAAUCGAGAAUUUGAGCUAUCUUAAAUCUUAACAAAUGAAAAGCAUAAUUGUAAUUAAUUUAAAGGAAACUGUGCAUAAGACUGUCCUAUAUAUUUAUGGACAUUGGUAAUUACUUUUUUGGACGGAUUGCGAUAGAAAAAGACUAAAGCAAAAUAUUCAAAAAUGGUUGCCAAAGUUAAUCAUAAGUGGUUCAAAUAUAUGUAUAUGCCAGGAAUUAGCUCGGCGAUAAUUUUGGUGCUUUGCUCAUUAUCAUCUUCGUCAUACGCCUUCGAUAUGGGCAACGAAUUAAAUUUAAAACCCACAAAAUACUCGGAAUGGUCGAAAAAUAUAACUUAUCGAAGUACGAACGAAUACAAUGCACGUGGUAUGAAACCCUUAUAUGAAAUUACACACAAAGUUAUGUGGUUCCUGAUUGGCAGCGAGGAUCCUUUACCCAAUGGUUAUUUGACGUUUAAGGAUUCAAGAGUGCAAUGGGGACCAAAAGUUGCAAGAAACGAAUGGGGUGAUUUAAUAUUGCAUUAUUGGCCUAUCUUACUUAUUGCGAUUUUUGUGGGACUGCUUGUGGUCUCGAUGCCAGUUAUUGGUUUAUGCUUUUGUUGCUGCCGUUGUGCCGGUGCCUGCGGAGGUCGCUCUGAACCGUUCGACAAAAAACAUGACACUUGUCGCCGAGUUUUUCUGGGAUUUCUUUUAAUAAUUUUAGUCACGGGCAUUUUAUUUGGCGUUAUAGUGGCUUUCGCUACGAACAGUUACAUGCAAUUUGGUAUUGAUGAAAGCACUACAACUGUGCGAAUUGGCAGCAACGACACGCAAAAAUUUCUCUCAGUUACAUCAGAACAACUGGAAUAUGUAUUAGUUAAUAACUAUAACCAACUAUCUGAUCAACUUGAGAAUAUAUUAAGAGAAACCUCUCAGUUUAUUAUAACGCAAUUAGAAAAAAAAUCAAUGGCGAUAUCAGUUGGUUAUCUUACCGAUUUUCUUAGAAAACUGCCUAACCUAAAAGAUAAGCUCUUAAAGAUGAGAGCAAUAACGAAAGAUUUGCGAGUUUACGCUUCUCAGCUUAGCGAUGGCUUACGCGGUGUUAAACGGGAUUUAUUGGUAAUGCUCACAAAGUGUUCGGUGAAGUCCUGUCAGGAUGUUUUAAAUAAUUAUGAAAUUGGAAAAUUGGAUGCUAACGGCAUACAUUAUGAUCAGCUACCCGAUGUGACCGAAAUCAUUAAAAACUUGGAUCUUUUAAUAAGUGAAAAUAUAGCUUCUGCCGGAGAACGGGGAAGAAAUGCCCUGCAAGACAUGCGAGCGCAUUUAAAUAAAACGAUUACCAGCUAUACACCGCAAAUAAUAGAUUCGAUUAACAAAGCAGGAGAAGGUUUGCAAAAGGCAUCUAAUAAUAUAAAAACUUCUUUGCAUAAAGCAUCAAAAGCUAUCAGUACUAAUACGAAUAAAUAUGCCGAACUAACCGAUGAUUUCCUAGCAGAAUACAGUCCAUACAGAUUCUAUUUGGGAAUUUGCGUAUGCUCGGUUCUUUUACUGAUAUUAGUGUGUUUGGUGGCAGCUUUAUUUUGCGGAGUAUGUGGCAAACGGCCUGAUGGCUACGGUGAUGAUUGUUGCAAUAAAGGCUCCGGUUCCCGAUUCCUUAUGUUUGCUGUUGCCACAAUAUUUCUAACGAUAUCGGCUAUAAGUUUAAUGGCAUUGAUACAUUUUUUUAUCGGAAUUGUAGCAUUUAGAGGCAUUUGCGUGCCUUUAAGAGAUCCUCAAAAUGAUGCUGUUUUCGCCGAAUUAGAUAAUUUGAUUGAUUUGAAUGAAAUUUUGUAUCCUGCGAAAAUUAAAGGAAAAACAGCUUCCGGCUCUUUACCUCCUUUUCGUAUUUCUCAUAUAAUUGCUGCAUGCCAAGCUAAUCAAACAAUAUAUGAAGUUUUACGUAUUCAUAAUCAUAUCGAUAUUCAUGAAAUUAACGAGUACCCAUCUCAGUAUAACAUCAAUCAAACUCUGCAAAAUCUUGUAAAUGGCAUCGAUUUCGAUGACAGUAAUAUACAAAUAUUGACACCCACCGAUAAACAACGUAUCCUAGAUUUGGGCGAAUCAGCGUUAAAAAAUUUCGAUUCUGGUCAAUUUGUAGACAAUUUAAAUGAUACCAUAACAAAACAUUCCUUAACAGAAAUUGCCAAUCAGUUAAGAGAAACGGCAAAAAAAAUUACCAGUGAUGACAUGAAAGAUGUACAAGUCAGUUUACGUAAUCAAGCAUUGCAUUUAGAAACUUAUGAUCAAAACUUAGUCAUUCCAAUGAAAAAUCAAUCAGCGGAACUAAUAAGGUUAGCGCAAGACCUGGACCAAACGUUACGUUACAAAGAUCGUCCCUUCCAAGAAUCUAUACCAUUAUUAGUAAGUGAAAUAGAAAGAGCUCAAAAUUUUAUACAAAAGGAUGGUCGUCCAUUUGUCAAAGCAACAGCAGAAAAUUUUACACGUUAUUUUGCUGGUGAAAUUGAACGAUAUUUGAAUAUGGUAGUGUUUGCCGUUGAAAAAAAGAUCGGAAUUUGUGCUCCAAUGGCACAAGUCUAUGAUUCUGGGAUAGUAGCAGUUUGCAAUAACAUUGUGGAUCCCUUGAACGGUUUUUGGGCCGGUGUGGUAUGGUGCGUCUUGCUUUUCCUACCGACAUUGAUUGUGGCAGUUAAGUUAUCGGGCUUAUAUCAAAAGUCCGAUCCUUAUCCAGGGCCUUUAGUUGAGUCAGAAUAUUUGUACGAUGCUUACAGUGAACGCGAUCACAUCCCAUUAGCCAAUGGUCUCAAAAACAAACGCCGCAAAAACAAGAACCAACGUAGAAGAGACUAUUACGAUGAACCCGUGGGAUCAACGUCGCAUGUGGUAGCGACAGCGAAUGCGGGUAUACGCGAUACUCGUUACAACGAUAUGGCACCUAAGCAUUGGGACGGCGGUCCACCGAGAUAUCAAAAUCCGCCUUUGGCCCCACCAGCAUCUGAAUAUGAGCGCCCUCCGCCAUAUUAUUAUCCAGGCGCCACUGAACAGGACUAAGUCAUCUAUAUUGAAAUUCAAUUAUAAGUUGAAGAUUUUUCAGUAGAUAACAUCGUAAUAAACCUUAAAUAAUGACAACAGCAACAGCACGAACAGUAACAUAACCUUGUUCAGUAUUACCGAAAACGAUUAAAAAUUAUAUGCCAUCUAUUUAAAUAAAUAUAUGUAUAUGUAAUGUUAAGAGUAGUCUAAAAGGCAACCAAAAUAAGGAGGAAAAUUGUUUAGCAAACAUAAGCUACUGUUAUUUAUUAAAAGUAAAACAAAAAGCAAAAACGCAAGCCGUUAUAAAGCUUAUUCUCUCUCAGUCCUUGAAAGAAAAGACAAACAUACAAAAGGAUAAUUAAACUUCACAGCACAAGUGUAAUGUUACGGUUAAACUUAUUAAAGUUUACCGUAAAAACACUCAUUUAAAAAAAUGUAAUUCCAAUUUUAUUCCAAUUUAAAGAAACAAAUUCUAAUCUAUACAUUAUCUAAAGAUCGGACAACAUGUAUUUUCGGACUGAGCGAACCGAACCCUGCACAGCGAUGACAUCUAGAAAGUGCGAACUUUUGUAUGGGUGAAUGUGUAUGAGAGCAUGCGUGCGUGCGUGCGUGAGUGCGUGCGUGUAUUUGUGUGUAUGAAUGCGUAAGAUAAUUACACGUUUUAUUACUUAAUUACGCUAUAUUCAUCAACUUUACGUUUGACGAAUAUUGAUUAUUUAAAUUGUAUCUGAAAUUGCUUUUCUUGAAUUGUUGCCUAUUUUUUUUUUUUUUUUUUCUAUUUUUUUCCCAAUUAAACCAACUGCGAACUAGGCUACAUAUAUAAUUUUUUACGUUGUGAAAUUUUUUAUUAUACAACUUUAAUUUAGUAUACUAUUUUCUUCUUAAAUGAUUAAUUAUUAUUAUAUUAGAUAUUGACUAGUUUUCAAAAUUUAUAAAAAUGUGUACAUUCGCCAGCGCCUAUAACAACUGCAUUUGAAAUUUGUUUCAUUUUCUGUUCUGUGUUCUGAUAUUAUUACACUAAAUUUAAUUCAAGUUCAUAAU